Messenger RNA from Pseudo-nitzschia multistriata, 2405 nucleotides. The record is from the annotation of a GenBank genome assembly. NCBI's taxonomy places the organism in Eukaryota, Bacillariophyta, Bacillariophyceae, Bacillariales, Bacillariaceae.
CAAAGCAGUGUUGGUACCGUAACUUCAUGCUUCAGAGUUCAAAAGGAGAAAUGAAAAGGAACCAUCAUCUGGAACUAUUCAGCAACUAAUGCGAUUCGCGAAUUGAUGAAGCUUGUAAUCGCCACUCGUCUCCACCUGGGAAGAGCCUCCUCUCCGCCUACAGAGGAAUCUCUUCACAGUGUCUUAGCCAACUUGAGAGGGGUUUGCGAUGAUAAUGGCCUGCGCCAGGAUUACGAGACUGAAGUUUUGAUUGCAGUAGACGCAACACCUAGGUUGGAGGGCUAUGAUUAUGUCGAAGCUGUACGGAGUGCUCUACACUCCAACAGCGCCAAUGAGGCGAACGGUAGCAAUCACAUUCAUAUUCUACCUGUGACACCGUGGGGAAAAUUUGUUCCUGCGUUGAAUUCACUCGUAAUCCACGCCAAAACACAGCAGGAAGCUGACCUAAUUAUGUUUGUAUCAGCUGAAGUAAAUCUUUCUUGCAAGACUGUGCGAACGCUGUGCCAACAAGUCAGCGAUAACAAAAAUGUAAUUGUAGCCGGAGCUGUCCUGAAUGGUCACCAAUAUCACGAAAUCGAGUCAUCAUCGGACGAAAGGGGACGCGUCGUUCCGCUGACGGGCAGAACAACUCCAUGGAACACUCUCUGUGUUUGGGAUCUCCACAAACUGUCCAUGACAGGAUUCUCAAUUAUCUCUGACUUGGGAAAAUCAGCUGGUGUUGAGGAAUGUGCGGCCAUCGCAUUAUUGCAAAACCUAUUUCCAGAGGCUGAAGCUCGACUGGUGAAUGUUGAUGGAACCAAAUGGGAGGAAGAAUUCCAGGACGAAGAGCGACGAAAGUGGCACGAGGAAAAAAUGAAAUCCAAGGUAGAAAGGCCACGGCGCCAACUUGAGCUUCUCGGACUAUCGGGGACUGUUCUCCACUGCUGACGGCUCAUGUCGAGUAAAAAAUAUAAAAAUAAUUCGCUAACAGUUUACUCUUAUACCGAUGGCUACUCACUUGCUGUCUACGAAAAUCGAGUGAAUCGAAUAGAUCAGCGCAGUAAACAUCUUUUGCUUUCCCCAUCUUAUACCGGGAAUUCGUGGUGUCCAAGGCACAAACACGUUGCUAGGAUACCAAAGACCAAGAAUGGCUGGGCAGAAGCUUGGUACUGGACGUCGUUCUCGAUUGGGUCGGGUAGCAAAAGUGUGGCUUGGAAGUAAGCUUGGGGCAACACCAACGCCAACAAGACUGCCGCGUAAAUUGGUUCGUUAAUAGAGUAGAGGUACGCGGCAACACCGAAUUGGGUGAUCGUGACCGAUCCUGCACAGAUCUUUGCAGCUCCGUCCACUCCGAAUGCAACAGGAAGAGAGUUCAGUCCCAUCGCUCUGUCACCCUCGAUCGACUUGAAAUCGUUCACAAUAGCAAUUCCAAGUCCCGCAAUCGAGUAUAGCACGGGCCUGCACGUGAGAGAAGAAAAUUGCAGUGAGAAUGAAAAAAAAAUGUGAGAUGUCAUGGUUGCAUUCACAAGAACAAAACAGYAGGAGACGAAGUUCACAGGUACAAAAAUCUGCUUACAAGAUCCAAAAGACGGGGCGAUCAAGCUCGCCGAAGACGGCUUGUCCGCACCACCACGGAAGAGAAAUGUAGGAGGCACCCAAGGCAAAGUUUCCGGCCCAUCCGUUUUGUUUCAACUUGAGUGGAGGAGCAGAAUAAAUGUAGGAAAUAAAAGAUCCGAAAAUUGCCAAGUAAAGAUUGAUGGGGUAUUCGUGGCCGCACCAAACGUCAAGACCGUAAGACAGUCCCAAUCCUCCAAGGAGGAGAAUCCAAAUUUGAGCGAUUACAUCCCCUUCGGCAAUGGCACCGCUAGGGAUUGGUCUAUCAGGCUCAUUGAUAGCAUCAAUUUCUCUGUCAUACCAAUCGUUAAUGGUUUGAGUGUAACCCGUCAAAAAAGGACCUGCUAGGACCAUGGCGGUGAUAGCUUUAGCUGUGUCUUCCAAUCCAAGCAAAACAUUUCUGUCGUUAGGGUCGAACGGAUUCCAAAUCCAAUGGUAGUUUCCAGAGGCUGCGGCUCCGCACAUCACGCCCCACAAAAGUGGAAUCCAUGUCACAGGCUUGGUGAGCUGGAGACGAAUUUUCCAGAUGUCGUCCGAUUUGUCUGCGCCACGCACACCCAAAAGUUGUCGGACUCCUGCACUUCCGUCCUCAGCGGUUUUACUUGUUCCCUUGGCAUCGAGGACGGUAGAACUUUCGACGUCAAUGGCAAAAGGGGAUGCAUCCGAUUGUUGCUGCUUGUUUGGGAGGAGAGAACGAGCAACAGUGGAUUGCUUUACUUUUCGACUCGCGACAGCAAGGGGGGAUCGGUGCGAGCUCUGCGUCGUGAAGGCAGAUGCCACAGAAGCUAGGUAUAACGUGCUCAAUACUUUCA